AUGUUUGAAAAUCCAGAUGAAGAAUCUCAACUAGCAAACAACCAUGUCCCCGCAACGUCGGGUGCGACACUCCUCCCGCGCCCAGUCGCGUCCUUGGUAUCUCUGCUAACUCAAUCAACCUCUCUAACAUUACGCAUCGGAUCAUUUUUCGGUGGAGUAGCACUGGAUGGUGCACGAGCGACAACUUUGACAAGCUUAGAACUUGGUCGCGCCGUGGUUGAAGGCAUUCUUACGCGUGCUGGGCGCGAUGUCGCGAUUCGUAGUGGGGAUGAACAUGGUCGGAUUGAGGCUGAAUCAUUAUUAGAACGAAGUCUGGCAAUAUUACAUACAACCGUGACCUCGGCAUCUUUCUUCGCCGCGGCCACUUUUCAUUUCUCGUCGACAACGCUGUCAUCCGUGGCGAAUUUCUCACAGGCGCUUUUGUCGACUCUAGAUGCGAUUUUAGGGUCCACUGAGUCAUCUAGGGCUAUUGCGGCGAUUAUUACGCUUAUUCGGCGCGAGUUCAGGUCUGUUGACCCUGGAACCAGUACCGAAAAUAUCGGGGUGGGUGAUCUAUUGAUUGGCUCAGUAGGCUUUGCACUCCUGCAACGCUGGGGUAAAAGGAAUACAGAAAGACGCUUGCGAGAGAAUGGCGGGGACGAAGUUAUUUGGGAUACCGUUAUCCUUGACAAUGGGGCCCGGGCUGACGUUGUUGGGACACAUCAACUACAAUUCCCGAGUGGAGAACGUGAUAGACCUGAUGAAGAGGGCGCUUCGUUCAUGAUGCCGGGUACCGAUGACCAAGGAUUUAAUGCCGUCCAGCGACCAGAUUCAUUUUCGGGGUCUCGUCUGUCCUUCCCACUCGACAGUCAACAACAGAUCUCAGACGAAGACAUCAGGUCGUACAUUUUGAGCCAAUUACCACCAGGCUGUCAUGCUUCGAUCAAGUCCGAAAUGCUAACCGCGCAAACAAUCACGGUGGAUAUUUUUGAUGAUGAGAUGGCUGAAAUCGCUGCUCCUCCUGGGACUACCAUGGUCGAGGAAAGAUUCCACCAUCAUGACCAUGCGAGUCCCAGUGUGCCAGAAUUUUCCAAACUCCCAAAGCACACUGUGGUGUUCCGGACAGCCUUCAACAAAUCCCAAAACACACAACUGCGACCCCAAGGUCCUUUAUCUCUGGGCUCUGAAUCUGAUCAUGUGUCUUCACCAAACCCAGUGGCUGGGAUUCCGAGGAAGCUCAAACGCGCCCAGUCUGAAGGUUCAUCCAGCGAUGCGACAAUUCGAGAUGAUAUCCCAGUUUCUGGUUCAUCGAUUGGCCAGACAGAAAAGGCAAUAGGUAAAGGUUCUAGAUUGUCCCAGCGUACCAGGCUCGCAGGCCAGGAAAAGACCGACAGUGUGAAGCGUCCGCUUCCGAAAAGGCCUACUAUCAAAGCACCCUCAUUGGGCACAACCAGUCGACAGCCUACCAAGCCUGUUAGGGGAGCGGCAUCUGUCAAAGAAGCGACUGCACGGGAGAGGGCAAAUUUAUCCCCAGGUCGACAACCAAGCCAAACAGACUAUCGUCCAUCUACGCCUGGUCCGAAUAGCGGGUUGCGACGAUCGCCUUUCUCCAAUUCUCCUCAGGUCUCUCCACGGUCGCAAGCUAAGCAUGCUCCUGCUCAGAGUAUUCACGAUAGGACCAAUUUCAAGGCAGGGCACUAUGUUGCACAUGAAAGGAGUCAAGAGUCGCUUCUUACACAUACUGAUGCCUUCUCACGGCGUGCAGACCUGCGUCCUGGAUCUCCUGCCACAUCUCGAACUCAUGUUCGUAGCACUAGUUCCCUGUCAGUAUCAAGAUCCGAAACAGACGGGCCUGUGUGCAAUGAUCGGCCGAGCUCAGCACUGCACAGGAGAUCGCAGUCAUACACCCCUAGUAUGUAUUCUGUCGCAACGGCCGGUUCCGAGACAUCGCUUUUGUUGGCCCACCGCUCGCGCAAAAGCGCAUAUGAGGAUAUGGAGACCAUCCAAGCGCUCAAUCGGGAUGGCAUGGUGCCUGGUAUCUUCCCAAGGAGGCACUUUGUUCAAAACAUCCGCCGAUUCUGUCGCUUCUCCUCCGCUUCGUAUGGUUCCAGCGCGCUAAAGGUUAUGGGCGUGCGCAAAGACGCGAAACGCAUUCCGCAUACAGUAUCAGAUAGUCACGAACACAGUGCCUUCGAGCAUAAUGCUGGUCUCCCACCGUCAACAAUUCUGUUGUCCUCCUUCGUGGAUCCCGCUGGGGGCUCGAAUGCAGCCGGUGAGACCGAAAGCGGGUUUCCACUCGUCCACUACCUAUCCAUCGACCACGAAUCCAAAGCAGUAGUCCUCACUCUCCGCGGCACCUGGGGCUUCGAAGACAUCCUCACAGAUAUGACCUGCGACUACGACGAUCUGGAAUGGCAAGGCAAGAACUGGAAGGUACACAAAGGCAUGCACGCUUCCGCAAAACGACUACUUGAAGGCGGCGGUGGACGAGUGAUGAUCACCCUCCGCGCAGCACUAGAAGAGUUCCAAGAUUACGGCGUCGUUCUCUGCGGUCACUCUCUCGGCGGUGGAGUAGCAGCUCUCCUCGCCACCAUGAUCGCUGAACCCAGCAGUUCCCCUCUCAGCGGCACUUCUUUCGUGACAGCACCCUAUCACCCAACCAUCCAAGCCCGUCUCCUCACCGACACCAACGCGCACGACCAAGCACCAUCUACGCCCCCACACUACGAUCUCCCUUCAGGCCGCCCAAUCCACGUCUACGCAUACGGCCCUCCAGCCGUAAUGUCCCCCUUCCUCCGCCUCGCAACUAGAGGCCUAAUAACAACAAUAGUAAACGGUCAAGACAUCGUCCCAAGCCUUUCCCUCGGCAUCCUCCACGACAUGCACACAGCCUCAUCCCUCUUCAAAACAGACGUCUCCGGCGCGAAAUCCAACAUCCGCCAACGCCUCCACCAAAGUCUCCGCCAAAGUAUCGUCCACAAAUUUUACGUCAACCAGCCCCCUCUCGUCGUGAACGCAGGCGACGGCGUCGGCGAAGACGCCUGGGCCUGGAAGACCCUCGCUCUCCUACGUGAUGAGAUGCGCGCACCGAAACUUAUGCCACCCGGCGAGGUCUUCGUUGUUGAGACGAUGCGUGUCCUGCAGCGUGAGGCGUUCACCCCGCAACCGGAGUUUGGGUCGGAUGGGUAUCCCAGGCUUGGAAGACCGGCGACUAGAGUGCAGAUGAGGUUUAUUCGAGAUGUGGAUGCGUGGUUUGGGGAGUUGAAGUUUGCGUCGGGGAUGUUGACUGAUCAUAACCCGGCGCGAUAUGAGACUAGUCUUGCUGCGUUGGCGAGGGGUGUUUUGGAUGAGUGA
This is a messenger RNA of Penicillium odoratum, 3333 nucleotides long. RefSeq names its product lipase family protein. The coding region runs from base 1 to 3333 and encodes 1110 amino acids. The transcript has 2 exons. Gene Ontology annotation, biological process: lipid metabolic process. The record is from RefSeq and is a predicted model, not a curated record. Lineage: Eukaryota; Fungi; Ascomycota; Eurotiomycetes; Eurotiales; Aspergillaceae.